UAUAAAGACAAGAGAUGUGAAGUGGUACUCAAUGAGAGAAAAUGCACAUGCAGAAGAUGGCAAGUAUCAGGUAUACCAUGUAUGCAUGCCCUUGCUUUUAUCCAUUCCAUCAGAGGAGCAAAAUGGGAAGAUUAUGUUGAUGAUUAUUUCUCAGUAGACAAAUAUAAAGCAACCUAUCAAAUGGAGGUUGCACCUAUGCCUGAUAUGAAUGAAUGGGUCAUUACUGGUGAUGGUGAGUCUUUACUACCACCUAUCUCAAGGAGGCCAGCUGGUAGGCCUAGGAAAAAUAGGAUCAAAGGUUUUGAUGAAGUCAAGAAAGGUAGGCACAAAUGCAAAAGGUGUGGAUCUUUUGGUCAUCAUGCAAAAAAAUGUAAAGAGCUAGAGAAAGAAAGUGAUCCUUCAAUGCAAUCUAUGGCUUCAUCAUCUAAUGUUCAACAAACCUAUAGGUUGAUGUUGAGAAUGGAGUUUGAGGUUGUUAUUUGUGUUAUUUGGAGAUUGUUGUUUUUUAGAAGUUUAGUGUGUUUUUGCAUUAAUGAACAUAUGUAUUAUUUUAGUUGAUGUUAAAAAAGUUGGUGUUGGAUGUAAUUUGUUUUAAAGAAUUUUAUGGAGAACUUGUUUUGUUCAAAAAUUUGAUGUCCU
Messenger RNA from Dioscorea cayenensis subsp. rotundata (Guinea yam), 639 nucleotides. RefSeq lists its product as uncharacterized. NCBI's taxonomy places the organism in Eukaryota, Viridiplantae, Streptophyta, Magnoliopsida, Dioscoreales, Dioscoreaceae. The transcript has 2 exons. The record is from RefSeq and is a predicted model, not a curated record. Bases 82 to 558 code for a protein of 158 amino acids. Gene Ontology annotation, molecular function: zinc ion binding; nucleic acid binding.